Molecule: messenger RNA, 1994 nt
Organism: Panicum hallii
Lineage: Eukaryota; Viridiplantae; Streptophyta; Magnoliopsida; Poales; Poaceae
Product: hexose carrier protein HEX6-like
Exons: 2
Coding region: 315-1862 (515 amino acids)
Biological process (GO): monosaccharide transmembrane transport
Cellular component (GO): membrane
Molecular function (GO): monosaccharide transmembrane transporter activity
Source: RefSeq, a predicted model, not a curated record
CAAGCCUCGAGUUCGAGUGGCCUCCCUGUGCUCCUCUGAUCAUUUCGUACUCCGUUCAAGCCAGGUUUUAUUUUCAUAUUCUGAUUGAGCGAUUGACACUGACGUUCAAACAGGACGGGAAUGGUCUGCGUGAUCAGCAUCGGAUCUCCGGCUAGUCAGUGAAAACCAGUCAACCAUGACUGCUACAAGUCACCUACUGUAACAUAUUUUGGUACUCUAUCUGCACAGACCACAGCUGCAGCUGCAGCAGCAUAAUCACUUGAGCCCCGCUGCGAGCAAACAUCUCUGGUCUGAUCAGUGAUCACUGAUCAGACAUGGCGGUCGGCAUCGUCGCCGUCGAGGACCAGGAGCGCCACUACGGCGGGCGGAUCACCGCCUUCGUCGCGCUGUCCUGCAUGACCGCCGGCAUGGGCGGCGUCAUCUUCGGCUACGACAUCGGAAUCGCAGGCGGCGUGUCGUCGAUGGAGCCGUUCCUCCGCAAGUUCUUCCCGGACGUGUACCGGCGGAUGCGCGGCGACACGUGGGUGAGCAACUACUGCAAGUUCGACAGCCAGCUGCUGACGGCCUUCACCUCCUCGCUCUACGUCGCGGGCCUGCUCACCACGUUCCUGGCCUCGCGCGUCACGGCGGGGCGCGGCCGCCGCGCGUCCAUGGUCCUCGGCGGCGCCGCGUUCCUGGCGGGCGCGGCCGUCGGCGGGGCCUCGGUCAACAUCUACAUGGUCAUCCUGGGGCGGGUGCUCCUCGGCGUCGGGCUCGGGUUCGCCAACCAGGCCGUGCCGCUGUACCUGUCGGAGAUGGCCCCCGCGCGGCUCCGCGGCGCGUUCAGCAACGGGUUCCAGCUCAGCGUCGGGAUCGGCGCGCUCGCCGCCAACGUCAUCAACUUCGGCACGGAGAAGAUCAGGGGCGGGUGGGGGUGGCGCGUGUCGCUGGCGCUCGCCGCCGUGCCCGCGGGGCUCCUCACCCUCGGCGCGCUGUUCCUGCCCGAGACGCCCAACAGCCUCGUGCAGCAGGGGAGAGACCGCCGCGACGUGGCGCGGCUGCUGCAGAGGAUCCGCGGCGCGGGCGUCGACGUCGGGGACGAGCUGGACGACAUCGUCGCCGCCAACGGCGCCGCGGCGGCGGGGGAAGGCGGCGGCCUGCGGGGGUUCCUCUUCGAGCGGCGGUACCGGCCGCAGCUGGUGAUGGCGGUGAUGAUCCCCUUCUUCCAGCAGGUGACCGGGAUCAACGCGAUCGCGUUCUACGCGCCGGUGCUGCUGCGCACCAUCGGCAUGGGCGAGAGCGCGUCGCUGCUGUCGGCGGUGGUGACGGGUGUCGUCGGCGUGGCCUCCACGUUCGCGUCCAUGCUCGCCGUCGACCGCUUCGGGCGCCGCACGCUGUUCCUGGCGGGGGGCGCGCAGAUGCUGGCGUCGCAGGUGCUGAUCGGCGCCAUCAUGGCCGCGGAGCUGCGCGACAGCGGCGGCGUGAGCAAGGCGUGGGCGGGGGUCCUGAUCCUGCUGAUCGCCGUGUACGUGGCCGGGUUCGGGUGGUCGUGGGGGCCCCUCGGGUGGCUGGUCCCCAGCGAGAUCUUCCCGCUGGAGGUGCGCGCGGCGGGGCAGGGCGUGACGGUGGCGGUGAGCUUCGCGUUCACGGUGUUCGUGGCGCAGGCGUUCCUGUUCAUGCUGUGCCACAUGAGGGCCGGCAUCUUCUUCUUCUUCGCCGCGUGGCUCGCCGCCAUGACCGCCUUCGUGUACCUCCUCCUGCCGGAGACGAAGGGAGUGCCCAUCGAGCAGGUCGCCGGGGUGUGGCGCGCGCACUGGUUCUGGUGCAGGGUCGUCGGGCCCGAACCCGACGACCAGGCGCGCGUAGGCCGCGGCAAACUCUGAAACGCCAUGGCGCGCGUGUACUACUUGGUAUAUGCCAGACGAACUGUGAUUUCAGAAACGAGAUAGAAUUCAGAAAACUUUCAUACAGGAUCUCAUAUACUGAGCGAGGAAACUCUGAAAUUUACUGGAUGA